This is a messenger RNA of Pocillopora damicornis (cauliflower coral), 1543 nucleotides long. RefSeq names its product neuromedin-U receptor 2. Gene Ontology annotation, biological process: G protein-coupled receptor signaling pathway. Lineage: Eukaryota; Metazoa; Cnidaria; Anthozoa; Scleractinia; Pocilloporidae. Gene Ontology annotation, molecular function: G protein-coupled receptor activity. Gene Ontology annotation, cellular component: plasma membrane. The record is from RefSeq and is a predicted model, not a curated record.
AUGCUAGAGGCUAACGCAACGGCUAUUUCUCCUGAGCCUGCUCCGCUAAAAUGGACGUUACGCCUUUUAUACAUCUUUGUGUUUGUCGUGGGCAUUGCUGGUAAUGUGAUCGUGUGUGCUGCGGUGUUGAAACGCAAGCGUCUUCGAACGAGUAACAACCUUUUUACUUUCAAUCUUGGUUGUGCUGACCUUAUCGUUGUAACGAUUUACGUCCCAACACAAAUGACCGCUUUCGAGAAUGAACACAACUGGGCCUUGGGAGACAUUAUGUGUCGGAUUGCCUAUAUCAUCAUUCCACUAUGUCUGUCGGCCUCUAUUGGUUCUUUACUGGCCAUAACAGUUAACCGUUACCGCGCUAUAACUUCCCCACUGACGGCAAAACUGACAGAGAGAGGAAUUCAGGGGAUUAUCACUGGCAUUUGGGUCACGUCUCUGGUCAUAGCUUUGCCAAUAAUUUUUGUAGCGGGAGAAGAAAGGAGUAGUAGUGGACAGGUGUACUGCUCAGAGCCAGGCUGGCCCGAAGAUUCAGUAAUUGAUAAUGUUUAUUGGAUCUCUAUUUUUUUUCUUCAGUACAUUACACCUCUUGUUUUUAUAUGCGUUCUAUCGACCAUUGCUGCUUGUAAACUUAGAAGUGACGUCCUGUUUAAUACAAAAAGGGAAUCUCUUGUCAUCACAAAGGCUGUGCGAAAGCGAAUGCAGCAAGGUACUAAAAUAACCAAAAUGCUUUUCGCACUCGUAAUUAUUUACGCCAUUUGUAUGCUGCCCCAGCAUGUUGUGUAUUUUUGGAUGGAAUUUGGAAAUCUUAACCAGAUGGAAUUCAAAAUGUAUAUAUUCAGGUUUUCGAAUGUAUUCCCCAUGGCAAACUGUGCGUUAAAUCCCAUCGCAUAUGGGACAUUGAAUAAGGAGUUCAAAAUGGUUUUCAAGGGCCUUUUGAAACGUAAAUGGAAUUACAAGUCUACAAUUUGCUUCAGAUGGAAUGAAGAUCAAUAUGGCGAGGAUAUUAUCGAAGAGAAAGGCAAUUCAGUCAUCUCCCUAAAGGUGAUUUGACAUACAUUGGCUGAGUUAUUGAAAAAGUUCGAAGGAAGUAAAAGUGUUCUUUAGCAAAAUGAAAACCUAUGGUUUCCAUUUCAUAUCUGGAACAUAAAUCGAAAAAUUACCAUGGUAAUCAGAUUUAUCAAGGUCUUAUGCGUAUCGACCACUAGAUUUUUCUUGGAACUCAAUAUAAGCCGAACAAUAAAUUUUAGCAUUUAGUUUUGUUGAGUGAUAUAUCACUUGAUCGAUCUUAAUUCGAUUUUAAUUGAAAUUUAGUACGAAAGCCAAGAUUAAGCAAAUCUUUUCAGCUGCGUUAGGGAUUAUACCUACAUAAGAGAGCUUUACUAAGGUAAAAUAACUGUGAUGAAUAGAAAUAACUUACCGCUGAGGAAAAGAGUUCAAAAAGUGUGUCUAUCGGUUACCAGCUGCUGUCGUUAUCUGCAGUCAAUGUGUACAGAUUGAAUGAAAACUUCAAAUUUUAAUGUUAUAUCUUUGGACCCCGAACACAUCA